Molecule: messenger RNA, 3848 nt
Organism: Pygocentrus nattereri (red-bellied piranha)
Lineage: Eukaryota; Metazoa; Chordata; Actinopteri; Characiformes; Serrasalmidae
Gene: tap1
Product: transporter 1, ATP-binding cassette, sub-family B (MDR/TAP)
Exons: 13
Coding region: 667-2868 (733 amino acids)
Biological process (GO): transmembrane transport
Cellular component (GO): membrane
Molecular function (GO): ABC-type oligopeptide transporter activity; ATP hydrolysis activity; ATP binding
Source: RefSeq, a predicted model, not a curated record
CUGACUUCGGAGGAGAGAUCACGGAGACAGUAGGAAGUCAACAGGAGAAAUAAUCAUGUCUAUUCUAGGGCAGGUCACUUUCUACUGCCUACAGGCUAAUGCACAGACAUUUUGAAGGGGCAGGGGCUGAAAAGGAAAAAGGGCAGCAUGAAUAUGAAUUAAACUUAAUUUAAUUUGUAGUAUAUUGCAAUCACUCUUAUCAAGACAGACCAGUGCCGUAGUGGGUAACUGGGAAAAUCAGCAGGAUUCCCUGGGCAUGCAGCGUUUGGGGCCGGUUACUGUGAGCUAAUGUAAAAACUGACACAUGUAAGCACUAAAACACUCAGACUGGCUAUAAAUGUUAAAUCCAUGUGUAUAUCUGUAAUAGUUUAGGGGUUAAACCAGCAGCCCCCACCUUAAGUGGUACAGUCCCAGUUUACUGACUGUAACUGAGAAGGAAAUUCAAAUAAGAAGCUGAUGCCUCGGUAGAUUCAGGUAUCAAGUUUAGUGUGAUGGUGUGAAUCUGGUUUAGCACUUUUUUUUUUGCAUUACAGAUGUAGCAGUUUUCAUAAGUGAAUCGUGAUGAUGGACAGAAGCGGCAAGAACGGCAAAAAACAAGGUGGCACUGAGAAGCCAAGGAUGAAAAAGCUAGGAGGAUGAGGACAUAUCCGAGCAGUCUUGUCGGGAAUGAAGGCUGCGAUGGCGUCGUAUCUGUCCUUUUUCUUGUUGCUGUGUGUGGACGUGUGUGUGGUAAAGACACUGGGUGUGGGGCAGCUCUCUUCACUGCUGGUCCCACAGGCGUUUACCACACUCUGGGCUGUGGGGCUGCUGAGGGUCUGCUUGCUUCUCCUCACAGUCUUCUCUUACCCGGGCAGCCCAGCCUGGCUCAGAAGCUUCGAGGGAGUCCAGACUGUAACCGUUCACGGUUUGUUGUAUCCUGCCUACAUUACGUUUCUCUGGGCGUGCGGCUGGUCGACGGUGGAGCUUCUGUGGGGAUGGCACACCUGGGAAGCGCUGCUGCAGGGCUAUGCUGUCCUGGCUCUGUCUCUGCUGCUGUGGAAACGCUACGUCCCAUCCAUUUUCUCAAAGGCUAAGGUGAAAGCCCCCAAGAAAGGCCAGACAUCCCUGCAGAGGCUCCUUGGAUACUUAAAGCCGUACCGCAACCGCUUCACUGUGGUCAUCUCCUUAGUGUUCCUGUCCUCCCUUGGAGAGAUGGCGAUCCCUCAUUACACGGGUAAAAUGACGGACUGGAUCAUGAAAGAGGACGAACCUGAGGCUUUCAGUAACGCCAUCAAGGUCAUGUCGGUCAUGACCAUCAUGAGUGCUGUGCUUGAGUUCGUGUGUGACCUGAUCUAUAACAUCACCAUGAGCCUCAUCCACACCUCCAUUCAGAGUCAGGUCUUCCAGUGCGUGCUCAAACAGGAAAUCGCCUUCUUUGAUCAGAUUUCAACAGGUGAGAUUGUGUCUCGGAUCACCACGGACACCAACACCAUGAGCGAAAGCCUGAGCGAGGAGCUGAGUCUGCUGAUGUGGUACUCCUUCCGCAUGCUCUUCCUGCUAAGCUCCAUGCUGUAUCUCUCUGCCCGGCUGACCAUCUUCACCGUCCUCGGCCUUCCUGUUAUUUGGAUCAUCCCAGAGUUUACCGGAAGGUUCUACCAGACACAUUCUGUAAAAGUGCAAGAAUCUCUGGCCAAGGCGAAUAACGUUGCCACGGAAACGUUCUCGUCCAUAAAGACUGUGAGGAGCUUCGCCAAUGAGGACGGAGAGACGGAGAGGUACAGGAAGUGCCUGGAGGACACCUACUCGCUCAACAAAGUGGAAGCUGCUGCUUACGCUGCCUCAACCUGGACCAACAGCAUGUCCACUCUGGCUUUGAAAGUCUGCAUCCUGUACUAUGGGGGGCAGCUGGUGGCAGGAGGUGAUGUCAGCAGUGGUGAUCUGGUGUCUUUCGUGCUUUACGAACUUCAGUUCACUUCUGCCAUGGAGGCUCUGAUGUCUUACUACCCUCGUGUGAAGAAGGCUAUCGGAGCCUCACAAAAGAUUUUCGAGUAUGUGGACCGGAAGCCAGAUAUUCCUCCUGAAGGAUCUUUAGCUCCUGAGAAACUUGAGGGUCAUGUUUGCUUCAACAACAUCACCUUUGCCUAUCCCACAAGGCCUGAACAGAAUGUUCUCAAGACUGUUUCUUUGGAGCUGAAGCCGGGGAAGGUCACUGCCCUUGUAGGUCCAGCAGAUGGAGGCAAGAGUACCAUCGUCCGGCUGCUGGAGAGGUUUUACCAGCCCCAGAGUGGUGAGAUCUUACUGGAUGGAGAGCCACUGCUAAACUACAAGGACGAGUACCUGCAUGAGAAGAUUAGCGUGGUGUCCCAGGAACCAGUGCUGUUCGCCCGCUCCAUCAGGGACAACAUCAAAUAUGGCAGAGUGGCCGCCUUCGAUAAAGACAUUGAGGAAGCUGCCAAACUGGCCAGUGCACACAAAUUCAUCAAGAGCUUUCCAGAAGGCUACGAGACCGAUGCUGGACAAAAGGGAGGCCAAGUGUCUGGAGGUCAGAAACAGCGGAUAGCCAUAGCAAGAUCUCUGAUUCGACAGCCGCAGAUCCUCGUGCUGGAUGAUGCCACCAGUGACCUGGAUGACCACAAUGUACAUUUGGUUCACCAGGCCGUGCUGAACUCCAGCUCAAGUCAUCGCACGGUUCUCCUCAUCACCCACCGGAUGAGCGGAGUGGAGCUGGCUGAUAAUGUGGUCUUCCUGCGGGCUGGCGAGGUGUUGGAGCAGGGCAGCCAUGCUGAGCUUCUGGAGAGGAACGGACCCUACGCUGAAUUCGUACAGCAGCAGAACGUCAGCUUCUACCGCAAAACGGAUGAAACAACGGACAGCGACUCCUCUUCCUGAAAGGCCUGGUGCAUGUUUAACAAACCGCACAACCUGACAACAAGCAGAAUCUUUGUUUGAAUUGAAAAUGCACUAUACACUGAAAUUUAGUACAAACGCGUCAGAUUUGUGGUCUGAUUCAUGUGAGUUUUCAUCCAGUCAAAAAAGAAGUUAUUUGGAUUUGUUUGAUUUAAAUGUGUGUAUCAGUUGCACAUGAAUAAAAUACAUUACAUGAGCGAUUACUGCCAAAAGCAAGUAAACUUAGACAGCAAUUUUGAGGCAUUUGAUUUAUGUGCAACUGAUGUUUGAAUCAGGUCAAUUCAAAGCACUGCGUACUGCAUAACAGUAGUGCACAUCUAAGUCUUUGUCUAAUCCCAGAAACGUACUUCAUGCAAGUAUGUAAAUGCAUGCGCUUCAAGCUACACAGACAGUUCAGCACCAUAGCCCUGUAUAAUCAAUAGAAUGCUCAAGCUGCGUUCUGAGCAUGACAGCAAGGGGGCGCUAUAUUGGCAGCCAGGCGUGGCUGAGCAGCCCUGUUCUCGCAGCUUGCUUUCUCCUGGUCAAUGCUCCUGGCGGACCAGCAGUUUGACAAGUUCCCUGCAGAACCGGUUUACUCGUAUAAACAUAAAUAUGAUCUGCCUCCUCUUCAUAAAUAAAGCAGAACGCACUCGUCUGCUGUCCACAUGUUUAGUUGCUGUGGCUUUUGGAGAAACAUAAGAUCCUGGACUGAGCUUCCCAAAAAGAUCUUAGCUCAAAGACUAUUCCUAAAUGGUAGAGCGAGCAUCAUAGCGAACACUGUCUCUACCCAAAUGAUAUUAACGCCAAGAUGCUUUUGGGAAUCUGGGCCCAGAUUUGUCUUCUCUCAUCCUCUUGAGUAGUUAAGUGAUACUUUUUUAAUCCCACAAACGGGGAAAUUCCACCUCUACAUUUACCCCAUCCGUGAAGUGAAACUCCACAUACACACUAGUGAACACACACACUAGGGGGCAGUGAGGACACUU